Molecule: messenger RNA, 1005 nt
Organism: Aureococcus anophagefferens
Lineage: Eukaryota; Pelagophyceae; Pelagomonadales; Pelagomonadaceae
Exons: 1
Coding region: 1-1005 (334 amino acids)
Source: RefSeq, a predicted model, not a curated record
AUGACCUUCGACCCGCUCACCUACGCGGGGAACAAGACGGGGGUUACGACCGCGUCGAAGCCGAUCGUCGACCGCGCGCGCGCGCUCGUCUGCAUGCUCCGCGAGGACGCGCGCGCGCCCUACGUGCCCGAGGACCGCGCGCCGCUGGCCGCCGCCGACGCCGACGCCUGCAGCAAGCUCCAGAUGGAGAUUCUCUACGCGGCGAAGGGCCUGCUCGCGCUCUGCCACCAGGAUCCGAGCAAGGGCCCGCGGAAGCACGUCGUCGGCGUGGCCAACGCGCUCCUCGAGCACCCCCUCGCCGUGGACCAGCUGCUCUGCUUCCUCGUGUGCUGCCCCUACGUCGGCGCGGGACCCGCGCCCUGGGCCGGCGAGGAUUGCGAGGGCGGCCUGGACUACUUCGACUCGGCCAAGGAGAGCGCGGAGGCCGCGGCGACGUGCGCGCCGUCGCCGGCGCAGGCCGGCGGGGCCUACCGCGUCGCCAUGGUCAAGGGGCCCGUGGGCCUGCUCCACGAGCUGCUCGCGCACGCGAACUCGCCGCUGCUGGGGGUGGUCGCCGAGAGCCCCUGGUGGCCGCGCGCCGCGGCCGUCUUCGCGCGCUUCGUCGCCGACGCCGGGGCGCCGGAGAAGCUGCCCGCGCUCCUCGCGUCCCUCGCGGCGUCGACGCUCGCCAAGCUCGCGCGGCUGCACCCGCCGGCCGCGCCGGCGGUCCGCGCGGCGAUCCGCGGCGACGUCGGCGCCUCCGCCGCGCUCGCGGCGGCCGCGGGCGCGCCCGACGCCGACGACGCCGCGAGGCGCGCGCUCAAGGCGACCUGCGUCCGGCUCCUCGAGCUCUUCGCGGAAGGCGAGGAGCCGCCGCACGACCGCCGGUGCCUCGCGUGCGGCGCGGAGACGACGGCGCGGUGCGCGCGGUGCAAGGUCGUCUUCUUCUGCAACAACGACCGCAAGUGCCUCGCCGCCGUCUGGGCCGAGCACAAGGGGCAUUGUGUGGCGGUGAAGGCGCCGUAA